GCUCCAUUUGCACCCGAAACUCACCGAUCUGCCCGCCGGGAAGUGUUCCGGGAAUUUCCGGCUGCCAGCCCACUUACCUUCCGUGCCUAACUCGACCCUCACCUUUCACCCCCAUCUCGAAUGGAGACACGGCGAAGGGUGGUGGCCAAGCGGCCGGAACCCAAGGGCGCCGCCGCCAACCAGGCGGCUGGGAGGGCGAAGACUCGUCUGGCGUUGGCGUCUGACGCCCUCCCCCUUCCCGCCAAUGUCACCAACAAGUUCUUCCUGGUCCUCUUCUUCCUUUCGUCCUACUACCUGAUGCGCAGGUGGCGCGAGAAGAUCCGGACCAACACCCUCCUCCAUCUCCUCACCUUCUGGGAGAUCGUCGCCAUUCUUUCCUUCCUUUCUUCCUUCAUCUACCUCUUUGGCUUCUUCGGCAUAAUCUAUGUCCAGCCCUUCGUCUCUCGGUCCUCAGAAGAGUGGGACGAUCUAGAGCCCGAGCCCCAUCGGCAGGCCUCCCCCCCAUGUGCCGUACAGGCUCCGUUGCGCGCUCAGCCCGCCGACCUUGCCGGGGACCCCGAGGAGGAGGUCAUCAUGGGGGUCGUUAAUGGCACCGUGCCGUCCCAUACGCUGGAGUCGAGGUUAGGCGAUUGCCAGCGGGCUGCGGGCGUGAGGCGUAAGGCACUGGAGAUCGUCUCCGGGAGGUCGGUUGACGGGUUGCCGCUGGAUGGAUUUGAUUACGGCUCGAUCUUGGGGCAAUGCUGCGAGUUGCCCAUCGGGUAUGUGCAGAUUCCAGUGGGGAUUGCGGGGCCUUUGCUGAUGAAGGGGAAGGGGGAGGUGUAUGUGCCGAUGGCGACCACGGAGGGAUGCUUGGUCGCGAGCACCAACAGGGGGUGUAAGGCGAUUUAUGCUUCCGGUGGGGUGGACUCCGUCUGCGUGAGAGAUGGGAUGAGCAGGGCACCGGCGGUGAGGUUGGCAUCUGCGAGAAGAGCUGCUGAGCUCAAGUUCUUCCUUGAAGACCCAAUGAACUUUGAGACCGUGUCCAUGGUUUUCAAUAGGACGAGCAGAUUUGCUAGGCUGCAGAGUAUAAAGUGCGCGUUAGCGGGAAGGAUCCUUUACAUGAGAUUCGUUUGCGCCACAGGGGAUGCCAUGGGCAUGAACAUGGUCUCCAAGGGAGUGCAGAACGUGCUGGACUUUCUUCGCAAUGAUUUCCCGGACAUGGAUAUCAUCAGCCUUUCAGGAAAUUACUGUUCAGAUAAGAAGCCUGCUGCCGUUAACUGGAUUGAAGGACGUGGGAAGUCGGUGGUAUGUGAUGCCAUAAUAAAAGAAGAGGUGGUGAGGUCGGUGCUGAAAACGUCGGUCUCUGCAUUGGUGGAUCUAAACAACAGAAAGAACUUAGUUGGGUCAGCAGUGGCAGGGUCACUAGGCGGGUUUAACGCUCACGCGAGUAACAUAGUGUCCGCCAUUUUCAUUGCCACAGGUCAGGACCCUGCCCAGAAUGUUGAGAGCUCCCAGUGUAUCACCAUGAUGGAGUUUGCAGACAAUGGCAAGGACCUUUACAUCUCUGUUUCCAUGCCUUGCAUCGAGGUGGGCACAGUUGGUGGUGGCACACAGCUAGCUUCUCAAUCUGCGUGCCUGAACCUGCUGGGUGCGAAGGGUUCUAACAUGGAAACGCCGGGGACGAACGCCACGAAGCUGGCCCUCGUAGUCGCCGGUGCAGUUCUAGCAGGGGAACUGUCCCUCAUGUCUGCGCUUGCAGCCGGGCAGCUGGUCAAGAGCCAUAUGAAGUACAACAGGUCGAGCAAGGACAUCUGUGCAUCGGCUGCCUCAUGUACUUAAAUAAUCACCAGAUGGAGGAGGGAAGGGGGUUUGAAACCACCAACUCUCUUCUAGACUGAAAGCAGGAAAAAAAAAAAAAAGGGAAAAAGAGAGGAGAACACGGUAAGAGUGAAGGCUAGCAGAUGGGGGUUUCGUAACAUGAUCCUUUCAAUUGGCAAAACCAACCGUGGCUCCUAGCUCUGCCUUUUCUGUCUGCGUUGUGAAGUCUCCUCGCCUUUCUUGUUUUUUCUUUCAUUUAUCGCCUUGUUCUCUUUUCUUCCCCUUCCCAAUCAAAUGUUUAAUGUGACCAUGUGGUGGUGGUGGUAAACCGUCAACUGAAGAAACAUAGACGGGUUCUCCCUGUCGUUUAUGUUGAGUUGUGUUUGUUGGUAACAGGGACUGGACCAGGGCUCUCUUUCUCUCACUCUCUGGCUUCUUUUCUCUUGUUGGGUAGUGGUGACAGCGUUUGGGGGUGGGAUCGGUGUUAUGACGCUACAGGUUUGUAGCUAUGUGUUUAUUGUAGCUGUUAUCAUUGUAUAUUGCCAACCUUUCGUUGCUUAAAUUAGUGAAUCUUUUUAGUC
Molecule: messenger RNA, 2378 nt
Organism: Nymphaea colorata (pocket water lily)
Lineage: Eukaryota; Viridiplantae; Streptophyta; Magnoliopsida; Nymphaeales; Nymphaeaceae
Product: 3-hydroxy-3-methylglutaryl-coenzyme A reductase 1-like
Exons: 4
Coding region: 121-1818 (565 amino acids)
Biological process (GO): coenzyme A metabolic process; sterol biosynthetic process; isoprenoid biosynthetic process
Cellular component (GO): endoplasmic reticulum membrane; peroxisomal membrane
Molecular function (GO): protein binding; hydroxymethylglutaryl-CoA reductase (NADPH) activity
Source: RefSeq, a predicted model, not a curated record